UUCAGCCCUGCAUGAAGUAAAUCAUGAAGUAUCAACUGUUCAGUUGCAAGUUGAAAGUUUAUCAGGUGAAGCUUUAAAUGUCACUCGCUUUGAUUUCUAUAAUUACAGUGGAAGCUACAGUGCAACUCUUAAUCUCUCUCAUCUUCCUUUCUCUCUGGUAUACAACCAAAAUAAUGCUGUCAUAUUAGGGAGACUUGCUAUUGAUAAAUCAAACAUCAAUCUAACAAUAGAGCCAUCUGUUAUUACUGUUACCUAUAAUCCUCAAAUUUCUUAUGCUACUACAACACAAAUCAAUCGCAUGAGUAGUGAUCAUGUUUCAACUGUAUACAUAACAUCCAUUCCUACAAUAUCAUCUCAAGCUUGUGUGUCCUCUCAGCCAAUUACAGUUACAUCAUCCAUUACUACAAUAUCAAUGCAAGCUCGUACAUUUUCUGAGCCAGUUACAGUUACAUCUAUUCGCACAAGCACGCUAACAACUGCAACAAGUGCUUCAGUUAUAAAUGAAAGCCCUUCACUAUCUAAAAUAACAAUAACGGUUGAGAAGACCUUGCCAUGUUCUGCAGUUAUACUACCAACAACACAACCAAACCAGUCCUCGUUGAACUCAAGUGUAGUUGUUGGAGGUGUAAUGGGCUAUGUUAUACUUGUCAUUCUCGGUGUCGUUGGCACUGUGGGUGGGUUUUCUGUGGAAGAAGUACCAGAAGACAACAAGGAAUGACAACGUCGGCAACAAAUGUACCAGGGGUAAUUUUUAGUAAUGUUAAUGAUUACGGAGGUCGUAGAAAAGCAGUUAGAUCUGGUAUACUUGAUAAAAACCAGUCACUUCCUCUACCUAUACCUCCGCAUAAUAUUGGUGAAGAGAUUUAUGAUGAUACUGCUAUUUACAUGGAAAUGGAUAAUUUGCAGAAAGAAAUGACAUACGAAAAUUCUGUAGCAAUUGCAGCACAGUAAACAUGGGUAUUGCACAUAUGGUAAUGUAUUUUGUUGUUUCUCCUACAUUAUGCAGACAUCAUGUUUACUAUUAUUGAUCAUUUCAUAUUGUGUGACACUAAUUAAAAUAAACCCCCAUAAAGUAUUGU
Messenger RNA from Amphimedon queenslandica, 1079 nucleotides. RefSeq lists its product as uncharacterized. The coding region runs from base 299 to 718 and encodes 139 amino acids. The transcript has 2 exons. Lineage: Eukaryota; Metazoa; Porifera; Demospongiae; Haplosclerida; Niphatidae. The record is from RefSeq and is a predicted model, not a curated record.